Molecule: messenger RNA, 996 nt
Organism: Caenorhabditis remanei
Lineage: Eukaryota; Metazoa; Nematoda; Chromadorea; Rhabditida; Rhabditidae
Exons: 4
Coding region: 1-996 (331 amino acids)
Source: RefSeq, a predicted model, not a curated record
AUGAAAUACAGUCUCGCACUCAUGACCGUCCUUCCGUUACUGCUGAUGCUUUUCAAAGGCAGUAUUGGUCGGGAACAAACCAAGUCAUGGCUCAGCACCACUAAAUUGGUUUUCGAUGGAACAUUCGACUGCCCAUUGAAACAAACGUUCUGUUUCACAGGAUUUUAUGUGGGAUACAACAGGAUUCUUGCUGAUGAUGAUUGGAUCCAUUUGCCAUUCCGAUGCGUAGAAGGUUAUAGCCGUCAUCUUGCCCAGAUUUCAUUCAACGAAACUGUUGGAAACGUUAAGAAACACUACACACCACGUCUCAAAGUACAUCAUAAUUGUUCUGAUGACGGCAAAACACACUACUACUUCAAAAACUUCGUCCAGGUCAAUGCUAAACGGAAUCUGUAUUUCGAAGAAUAUCGGUUGCACAUGCUCAAUCAGGGAUCGCUCGGCAUCUUCAGUGAUAGUGAUCUCCGCUUGAAACGGGACAGACAGAGAUUGAAGAAAUGGUUCCACUCUUUGCCUUACCAUUGGAACAGUACACUUGAUGGAUACCAACCUACUGAAAAUUUUAAAUAUCUGGUCAAAGGAAUACAUGUCCUUCCAUUUGGAGAGCUUGAAAUGAAGAAAUUUGAGCCAAAGUCAAAAGAAGAAAAAUUGAAAAAACUUGAUGAAGAGAGGAUUCGACUACUAAAGAAAAUUUCGAUAGAAGAAGCUCAGAACCCAGGGAAAAACAAUAGUGAGAGCGAGUGGUCACAGGUAGAGGAUUACAACAAGACUGCAGAAAAAGAGCCGAGCGUUGAGGAUGUCAUCUUAGCGUGGAGAAAGAGAAAGCAAGAAGAGAAAAAACGGACCGAACCACAAUUUGCGAAACAAUUGAAAUGUGACAUGAAGGUUGCAGAUAAGAAAACAGACAAACGAGAAAAUGUGGCUGUCGAAGAGAAACCAUCGACGAUCAAACUCAACAAAAGAAGUGACCAAGAAGAACGCAGCGGAGAAGAUCCAUAA